Schistosoma haematobium is the source of this 9501-nucleotide messenger RNA. Its product is annotated as Splicing factor 3A subunit 2, variant 3. NCBI's taxonomy places the organism in Eukaryota, Metazoa, Platyhelminthes, Trematoda, Strigeidida, Schistosomatidae. Gene Ontology annotation, cellular component: nucleus; U2 snRNP; U2-type prespliceosome. Bases 4658 to 5122 code for a protein of 154 amino acids. Gene Ontology annotation, molecular function: nucleic acid binding; zinc ion binding. Gene Ontology annotation, biological process: spliceosomal complex assembly. The record is from RefSeq and is a predicted model, not a curated record. The transcript is spliced from 3 exons.
CUUUGAACGAUCUUGAACCGGGCUAUCCAAAUAUUCACAACUACCCUCUGGCUUCAAUUGUCAGACUAUCAUAAUCUUACGUUUUCUCAUUUCUGAAUGUUGUCUACCACUUUCAUCAAUAAACUUAAGUGCGUUUAAUGUGAUUUUUGAGUCCUUGAUUCACUUUUCUUUCCAGAUAAUCUCCACGCUCCUUCAACACGCAAGGUACCUUCAGGUUAGAAUCAAACCCACCGAAGAAGGAACGUUACUGCUUGUGUAGACCCAUCUAGUUAAAAAUGGAUUUCCAACACCGUGUAGGAGGGAAGACCGGUUCUGGUGGUGUAGCAUCGGAAGCUGAAGCUAAUCGCGACCGUAGGGAACGUUUGCGACAACUGGCACUUGACACGAUUGAUCUGAACAAAGACCCGUAUUUUAUGAAAAAUCACUUGGGGACAUACGAAUGUAAACUGUGCCUUACUUUGCACAAUAAUGAAGGGAGCUACCUUGCACACACUCAAGGUAUUUUUAUUCUCUACUUUAUCCCAUCCUGAUUUUAUAUCAGGUUCAUAUGAGUUUUGUUGUUCACGUACUAUACAGAAUACCGGUUUUUUUAUUGACCUUACUCUAUAUGAGUGAUCGUAUGUUCUCCGUGUUUCGCUCUCAAACCUCGUUCUCGUGAGUGGUUUAAAUUGGCUUGUUGCAAGACGUCGAACGAAACUUGCAAUUACUGAAUCCUCGGUUUUCUUCACGAAACUCAAUAAAAUUUCUAGGUAGGAUGCUCUAGUCCUAGCUUGUGUACGAUUAACAACAAGGUUGUGUAAAUUUUGUCAAUCACGAACUUAGUACACAGAUCUGUAGACGGUAUUUCGCUAACAUUGGGACUAUAUCUAAGAUGUUCUGACGAACGGCUAGGUUAACUGCACGUAUUUGAGUCAAAUGGCAUGUUUUGUGUGAAAAUCAUAUAUCACAGACUAGUCACAGUUCAUGCUUUCCCACUUCCUCACUAUAGAGAACAUACCUAGAGAUUGAUAUUUUGCUGUUCUCUAGAUGUAUACAUUUUCCGAAGUACUGUAAAAAUAUUUAAUACCACUGACCAGUUUGUUAAUUUAACCACCGUUUCCAUCCGCCUUUUAUCGGUAAUACAUCUAGGUAUCUAAUGGUUGGUCAUGUGUAACAUUUACUAAUUCUAUGUAGGAAAUAUUCGUCGUACCAUAGUUACCACGUUCUUUAGAUCGGUAUAGAGCAGCUUACUGUUUUUACAGCGUAAUUCACGGUCGAAUAUUUUUGUAUAUAUUGCUAAAACUGCUUCAUUAUCGCCCUUUAACUACAAGUGUAAGAUCAAACCUACCUUGAUCUAACAGUCUUGUACUCUGUGUAGUCCAACCAGUUUCUGAGUGCUUAUAUUAUUUCUAAUUUAAUUCUCGAAUCCUGCUUUGCCUUCGCAUUAAAUUGAAAUUUGCUACUAUCUCCAUCAGCCGUCGUUGGUGAUGCUCAAUAAGAGAUUGUUGCUCAUUCGGAAGCACAUAUUUAAACUCGGAUCAUGCCCUAGUUCGAGCACUCGUUUGUUUACGUCUUACUGGAAAAAUACCCAUUAGAGCCCAACUUAGUGAUGAAGACAUUUAGGAAUAUAUUUCAGGAACUACUAGAUAAGCAGCUAGUCAACCAUGAAAGUAAUACACAACCCGAGUUUGCUUGGGGUGGGAUCCAAAAAGCUAUGGAAACAGCAGCGAUAUCUUCUAGUAACAAACCAAAAUAUUAGGAAAAAUCAGUGAAUUUUAGUGGUGUCUACAUAACUAAUAUAUGCUCGGAAACUCAUCCCAUCUGGCUCUUAACAUGAAGAGGAGCGAAGACAGCUCAAAAGUAGGCUGAAUAAAGGCCUAUAUAGUGAUUGUGAUCAGUGGUAAGUAUCUAAAGCAGGAGACGGAAAGUGCAGUAGCGAUAGGUAACAGUAGACAACCGUUCAGACUUAUCAGGGAAGCGGGUAUUUAAAACACGACUGUUAGUGAAACUAUCACAGAAAAAGACGGCCAUUAUUCACUCUCAAUCCAGGAAAUUGGACCUAUAGGCAGAAAACUAUAGGGAACCUUCAGCCACUUUAGUUACCCACUAUCUCCAAGCAACCUGAGUAGCAAAUUUAUGUAAGUCUCUCAACUUUUAGUAAGGUUGGAAAGGCUAUAGGUAAUCUAAUGGUCUGAACCAUGUUAGUAGAUGCAAACUACUCUGUUAGGGUCCGUGUGACGAUCGUAACCAAUGAUUAGAGACUGGAUGACAUGGCCCAGAACCGAUCACCAUGGUGUAGGUGUAUACACUUUCUGUCUUCCCUUAAAUUAUGGGAUUAAAAUCGCUUCAUAUCUUUCUUCCUGUACUAUGUCCUUAUAUUCAAUCUUUCUCUUAUACAUUACCGCCACUGAAUUAACUACUUCUAUGAAUCCGGUGUUCAUCUUGUUGUGCUAAUGAGGUAUGGCAACUUGUACCGGUGCACAUAUGUGCCUGGUCCUACGUUGUACUUGACUGACUGACAAAUAAUCUAAAACAAGGGACAAAAGCAGGGCCCGAUUGGCUAACCCUUGAAAUGUUUGAGGGUGAUGGUUCAGUUUUAGCAGUUAGAUUAAGUGAAAUAUUAGCUAAAAUCUAGAAAAUGGGCGUAACUCAUCAGACUAUUGUCGAUUACUGAUCGUCUGAGUUCACAUGAAAGGACUAAAAUCCUUUUGUAACAGUCACAGAGGGAUUAGCUUAACUAAUACAGGGACUAAAAUAUUAGCCUCAUUAAUAACUCGAUGUCUAAGUAGGGCUUUUGAAGAGCAGACCUGAAAAAUCCAGGCUGGUUUCAGACCUGGGUGUGAAUGUAUAGACCAAAAUUUCACCCUUCGGUCGAUCCUGGCACAUCAAAAUCCUACUAUAAUUGUGUUCCUUGGCCUUGAGACAGCGUUCGACUCUGUUGAUCGUGAGGUUCAAUGUCGGUUUCUAUCGCUAAAAGGCGUCCCAAAGAAGUACAUCAACCUUGUACAGGCUUUCUACCCAAACACUUUUGACGAACUGUCAUCGGAAUUAGUUACUUCAGAUAGCGUUCGUCAAGGUUGUCUACUUUCUCCAUUUCCUUUUAACUUUGUCAUUGACAUACUUUUAGAGAUAACACUCACCAUCUAACUUCUCGGGGGCUGAUCUACCAGGAGAUUCACUGGAUGAAUUAGAAUACGUAGAUGAUAUAGUUCUGUUUAGUGAAGACUGACAAAAUGCAGUUUUCUGACCAUCUUAAGCAACAACGCAGGCAUGUUUGGAAUCAGGUUCUAUCCCUCUGAAUGUAAAAUAUUACUUCAGGAUUGGCUGGCGUCAGUGCCUAAAUCAAGGGUAGGGAAUGGAUCAGUUAAAAAAUCGAUCACUUCACUUAUCUUGGGAGUCUCAUCAGGCGGCUCGACUAGUUUUUGCUAACUUGCGUCACUUGUGGUGUAGGUGAGAUCUCCAUCUUCCAACCAGUGGACAAGUUUACUGGGCAGCAGUUCUCCCCGUUCAACUUUAUGGGUGCGAAACAUGACCAUUAAGAAUAGAAAAUAUUCUUAGGUUACUGGCAUUCGAUCGUAGGUGUCUACAAAACAUUGCUCAUGUAUUUUAGGGCCGCGGAAUAAGCAAUACCUGGGUUAGGAGUGGAAUGUCAGGUAACGAUGGUAAAUCAACUAAUGAGGUAGUAAAUAUUCAUCAGAUGAGGUGGUCGAAACAUGUGUUAUGUAUGCCUAACCACUGCCUACCUCGACGGGUACUGUUUUCUGGUACGGAGUGAGUAGGAUGAAAGAAAGCUGGGGGCGGCCAACCUAAAACAUAGCAUCAGUUCUUGAAGUCAUUAAGAAUUGAUCUUAGCCAUGUUAAUAGUUACAAACUACCUGGUUCGGGUCCGCGUGAUCAUCAUAAUCAAUGGUUAAAGACUGAAUAGCAUGGCUCAAAAUCGUUGGCAAUAGCACAGUUUUAUCUAUUCUUUAUAUUCCCUCAAAUCAUGAGGUUCUAAAUUCCCCAUAACUUUUUUGUUUUUAUUUCACUAAUUUAUAUUUUCUUGAGUCGUAUCUUCGAUGCGUAGUCUUUCCUAUCACCACUGAAACUUACAACCUCUACUCUUCUGGGGCUUGGCUUGACAAUUUCAUUUCUCUGUGCGAAUGGAGUAUGACAGCUUGAACUUGGUGUACAUACGUACAAAGUUCUACGUUAUAAUUGACUGAUUGUUGCUAUCUAACUUGUUUCUUUAAUUAUAUGAUGUUUUCUUUAGGGAAAAAGCAUCAGUAUAAUUUGCAAAGACGAGCUGUUGAGCAGGCCCGUGAGGCUCCAUCUACAAUGCAACCAGAGCGCGUUAAAGUAGAGCCGAAGAAAUUCAUUAAAAUUGGUCGUCCUGGAUAUAAAGUAAGUUUCUGUGUAUAUAAAAACGUGACAUAUAUAUAUAUAUCCGUCUGGUUGUAAAACCAAUAUUUAUGAUUUUAUGGCGGAUUAAUAUUUCCGUGAUCUUUUCUUUUCGUAUCUCUUACGUAACUUGACGGAAAUAUAUGGUUUCAUAGGUUCUAAAUGGUGCUGUUUGUAGUUGAAUAAAUAGUGGUUGAAAACUUAAAGGAUCUUCGUAGUAAUUGUUGUUUCUCCUAACCGAUUAGCAUCCCAGUUAACCGAAAUAUGCUCCAGUCAUUCUUACUUUAGAAUUCGAAAUAUGUUUUGUUUUAAAAUAAUCCUAUUUAAACUCGUGGUUAGUUAUGUUUGGAUUAAAACUUACAAUUUCCAACUACGUUACCUUGUUUUUUCUUCUCAGGUAACCAAACAAAAGGAUCCGGAUGCUAAUCAACAGUCUAUGCUUUUCCAAAUUGAUUAUCCAGAAAUAGCUGAUGCUUCUGGUGUAAUACCUCGACAUCGGUUUAUGUCUGCUUAUGAACAACAUGUUGAACCACCAGAUAAACGAUGGCAAUACUUAUUGUUCGCUGCUGAACCAUAUGAAACAAUUGCUUUUAAAAUUCCUAGUCGUGAAGUAGAUAAAGACCCCAAGAAGCUGUGGACUUAUUGGAAUUCCAGCUCUAAACAAUUCUUCCUACAGGUUAGUUUGAAGUUGUUAAACAAAGUGGGUAGCGUAAUAAAAGUUUCGUUGACUGUUGGUAUUCACUCCCAAAAUACUUUGUUUUAAUCUUGUAUGAGUAGUUACAACGAUGAGCAAGACCAUUUUACGGCAAUGCUAGCUUUCUAAAGAGGAGAUUUAUGAUACAAUUCUGAUGUUUAAACCUUGAUAAUUAGUUAAAAGGAGGUUCAGACCAGUAGCUCAUUGACUGAAAAUUGAUUGCCUCGAAUACUACAAAGCCACUUUAGAUUAUACUUCUCAUAAACAGUUAAUCAAGAAUCAGGUUAUUUUAUUAGUUUCCAUAAUAGAUUUUUUUAUAGUGAUGGGUGUAGGGCCCAAAUUAAUCCCCAUCAUAAAAUUACGGUUCGUGUGAUGCACAAUACUCUCAACUUAACCAUAUUCUUAUAAGCAUCGUGCAGAUUAUUUUACCUCUAUCAACAAUUUUGUUUCAUGUUAAUUAUGUUUUGGGUAAUGACCGGCAGUGGAAUCCAGAACACACGUUUCGUCUUUAUAUUCAUUGGAUGGAUGUACCUAAAUUCCAACGGAUUCGACUAAUUUCGAGUCGUCUGCUUAAGGUAUGCGUAUUACAACAGAUGCUGAUUAAUUUCAGUCCCGAAUUUCAGCAACGAUGUAAAUAAAUAAAUAAUGACCUGAAUUCAUGUUAAUAUCUCCAAGAUCUUAUGGGAAUGCAUAGUUUUGAUGUCAGAAAGUUAAAAAUGAAUAUGUGGGGGGAAAUCUUCACUAUUAAAAUACUGAUUUGUUUUUAGCUCGGCUGAUAUAGAAUUAAAAAUGAUUGAUUUCAUAGUUGCACUACAGUAAAAGAUUAUAUCUAUUUUUAACUACGGACUCACUUUUCGAGAUUGAUUCGCAAGUGAUAUCAGCGUAAUAAAUAAGAAUCACGUAAAUAAUCCGUUAGACCACGUUUGUGAGCUGGUCUUAAUUUUCUUAAUAGAAUAAAACGUUAAAAUAGAUGGGUUUUUCGAAUUUUCGUAACAUUUUAUCACUGAAAUGUAUAUACUUGGUUGAUACCUACAUUCGCCUUACUCAUCAUCCGAAACCUUGCGGUACAUCUUUAUGUAAAUGUUUUUCUAUACCUUAUAUUUUUACGUUUGUGGCAAUUAUUCGUUCACAAAACACCGUGCUCUAAUAGUUUUCAGCGAACUGAACUGUAGGGUUCAAAACCAAUUCCGAAUAUUGAGAUGUUUUGCCACGAUUUUGAACAACUAAAUUAUUGUUAUAUUCUGUGAUAUUUUGCAUUCAACAUGACCAGCUGCUAAUUUUGAUGUUACCACUUUCCAACGGCAGUCUUCACUGUUAUAAUCGGUAAAAGCUAGGUUUUUAUACUACACACGGAAUGCUGAACGUUUUCGCACAAAUAAAUUAACUCAUCCAACAAACACCCAAACUGCAUUGUGAUUUAUCACAGAUAUUUAUUUCUAGUGUGAUUUUCAAUAUUGUUAGUGUUUUCACUUUUCCAAACACAUCUCACUUAUUGUGCAACUUUAUUUUCCUAAUGUAGUUCGCUUUCAAACUAGAAAGUCAAUCAUCUUCUACCGCUAUGCUUCGUGAUUUAGAAAUGCAAAAAGCUAAAGCUCAACAUGCCCAACUUCAGCUUCAAUUACCUCCACCGCCACCACCUCCGCCUCCACCACAUGCUAUUGGUCUUCCUAUUCCAAGUUUCCUUCUUAAUAUGCCUUUAAAUACCAGCAUGACUAACAUGCCGCCGCCCCCGCCUCCGCCACCAAUUAUGGUUGGAGCAAAAGAUACAAAACCCUUACUACCUCCUCCUCCUCCACCACCACCUUCAUUCUCACUAGGUGCUCCGCCGCCCCCUCCACCGCUGCCCGCUUUUGGAGUAAAUUCUAGUGGUGUAGGGACAAAUGCUUCUUCAGCACCAAUCCCACCACCGCCGCCACCAACACCCCCAGCUUCCCUUCAACUGAAUGGGAACUAAGCAGUUGAUUGUUGUACUCUGUUAAUAUUUAUAUACACGCAUGAGUUAUUUACCUAUUUGUUCUAAUUUGCUUAUACUCGUCAGUUUCCGUUGACGGGUGUUGUGAUCAUAGAAAAAAUGAUGUGGAUAUAAUCAAAUAGGUGUAAAAUCCACAAAUCUGCCAACAUUAUGGAUGAAUGUCUCAUGUAUAAUCUUGUUGCUAAGGUCGUACAUAUUUUUACACGAAAAUGACGUGAUAUUCGGUUGGGGAUAGUAUUUAAUCCAUGUCUUGAAAAUUUUGAUUGACCAGAACCGAGAUCGUUUGUAGCAGCACUGGAAAGUAAAUUCGGAUUCCCACUGAAGAAUUAGUCACCAUUGAUCGGUGCAGGGGUCCUCGAAAACUGUUCUCUCGUUAGUCAUUGCUGCACCACAGAUUUCAUGAUCAUACUGGAUUUUCGUCGUCUUAGUAAGUACAGGAUUCCAUGAAAGACGGUUCCAGUCGCAUGAUAUCGACCUAACAUUUCAGUUAAUGGGAUACAAAAAUUUUUGAAUAUGGUGGCACUUGAUCGUUGUAGAAAUUACUUGCGAAUGUUUUCAUCUAAAUUUCUGGCAUAAAAGCUUUAAGUACAUGUCUAAAUAAAACAAACAUGCGUAAUUUUGGUGAGACAUAUAUUUUGAGUGGUUACACCUAGUUGUACUAAACCCUCAUGAUUCAAGUGCAAUAUAUAUCUCACAAUUCAGCUCCUCGUCAUUUUCCAGUGGCACCAAUAGAUUCAGUCCUCAAGAAUUGGCACGUCUGUGUCAUCUCUUUGUAUGAUAUAAAACGUUGACGUGGAACCUAACAUAGAAGCAUUCCAUUCUUAGUUUUCCUUUUUAUAAACAGUGGAAAUGUAUAAGUCACAUAGUCAUAGACAUCUUAGAUCCUGGGAUAAGUGCACAUCGAAGUGGAGCUACGCUUCAAACCAGAAUAGCAACAGAAGAUCCAAUAGAUGAAAAUCGAUAGUCGGAAUAGUAGUAGUAACGAUAGGAAAACGGAAACGUAAAACAAAAGAAUAUGUAAUGAGAUAGAACGUAGCUGGUUUACACUGAUUACUUCUAGCGGGACAGGGUCGAAGUGUAAACAAAUACCCGAGGGAAUUACACACUUUUUAGCCACUUGGAACUCUACCUACUCCCCCCUCCAAAAAAUACUAAAAUGGCUCCUCAGAUAAUCAUUGAAACAUGUAAUUAGAUACCCUGAACGCUGACUGGGACAAAACUAAUCCAAAUCAUUUUGCAACUGGUACCAAAGCAAGACUUUAUCUAAUUCUUUUGGGACAUAUUUGCAAAACUACUAACACAUAAAGUUACCGAUGGAGCGUCGCUGUAUUGACCAAAUUAUGUUGUCCCCAUGUAAGUGUUCUAAUUGGAUAAAAAGGCGAGACCACGUUACCGAUUUUGUGAUGUUUGUUCGAUAUUCAAUUCCUCCGUUUAAUAUUUUCUUAUUUUUAGCGUUAGUUUGUUCAUUGUAACAUUGGUUACAUUUUACUAUGAUUUGUAUUAAUUCGGUAUAAACUUAGUUCACUAUGAAAUACAGCAUGCAUUUUCGUAGUAACUCUGUAUCCCCUCUACAUGUGGUUGAUGUGAACAGAAACAAAGAAUCCAUAACAAACAACGGCAGUUAUUUUUGGGACGUUAUUUUGCUUGAUUCAAAGUUCUUAAAAUCCUAACAUUUGGUUUUAUCCCUAGGUCAUUCUAUCGACCAUAAUCUUUCGCUUGAUGUGUGAUUGACUGCCACACGCUUUUCUUUGCCAAAAGCCUUGUUGUUUAAACGUAACCUUUUGUACUCUAUUUUUUCUGUUCUAAUGCCCAGUUUGGACAUAAUUGUAUUUUUCCAAUUGUUUGUACGUUGUGGUCGGUUUAGUCGUCUCUACCCAUGUAUCUUUGCCCACUAAUCUUAAUCAAGAACAAAUCGGGUGAUGUUCCAGUCUUCGUCUUUCUUCCCAAGGUCAUUAGUCGCGAUUCGGACUCAUGCGUUUCUAGCCUCAUGGUUAAACCAGUUAGCUCGCCGUGUCAGAACCUCAACCUAGAGUGAGACAAGUUCUCUCCUGUAUAUUAUUGGGUAGACAGAUCAACGGUGUGCCUCAACGCAGUCAACAUCGGUGUCAAAACAAUACAACCGUCAACGCCGAACUAAACAUGUACGCGCUGAAUAAUACCUUGAGACGAAUACCAAGGUUACAGUACCUCGGCGUCUUCACCAAGUUAUCCGAUCAGGUGAAAAUCGAUUGUCGAGAAAGAGUGAUGAGAUAUUGACACCACCAGACAGUAAAUUCCAGAAACCAUGGUACAGUGUCGGGGCGUCCCGACCCCGAUGUUUCUAGCGCGCUUUGUCAAUAGCAUUAUGUUAAAGGAAAUGAAACAUUGUUGACAAUCCCAUACUGUCAAAAACCUAUACCACUUGUUCCACAACUGUUUGUUUACCGUUAAUUUUGUCAGUUGAAUUAUUUAAGUGUUAUUUGAAUAGUAACAAUUU